AUGGCCAAGAAGGCCCAGCCCCAGCCCCAGCCCCAGCCCCAGCCGCAGCCGCAGCCCCAGCCCCCAUCGUCCAACAAGCGUCCCAGCAACAGCACACCGCCCCCAACGCAGCUCAGCAAAAUCAAGUACUCUGGAGGGCCCCAGAUUGUCAAGAAGGAGCGACGGCAAAGCUCCUCCCGCUUCAAUCUCAGCAAGAACCGGGAGUUACAGAAGCUUCCUGCCCUGAAAGAUUCGCCAACCCAGGAGCGGGAGGAGCUUUUUAUCCAGAAGCUGCGCCAGUGCUGUGUCCUCUUUGACUUUGUAUCAGAUCCACUCAGUGACCUCAAAUUCAAGGAGGUGAAGCGGGCAGGACUCAACGAAAUGGUGGAAUACAUCACCCAUAGCCGUGAUGUUGUCACUGAGGCCAUUUACCCCGAGGCUGUCACCAUGUUUUCAGUGAACCUCUUCCGGACGCUGCCACCUUCAUCGAACCCCACCGGGGCCGAGUUUGACCCAGAAGAGGAUGAGCCCACCCUGGAAGCUGCCUGGCCACAUCUCCAGCUCGUGUAUGAGUUUUUCUUACGUUUCCUCGAGUCUCCUGAUUUCCAGCCAAACAUAGCCAAGAAGUAUAUCGACCAGAAGUUUGUCCUUGCUCUCCUGGACCUGUUUGACAGUGAGGAUCCUCGAGAGCGGGACUUCCUCAAGACCAUCUUGCAUCGCAUCUAUGGCAAGUUUUUGGGGCUCCGGGCUUAUAUCCGUAGGCAGAUCAACCACAUCUUCUACAGGUUCAUCUAUGAGACAGAACAUCACAACGGGAUUGCUGAGCUCUUAGAGAUCCUCGGCAGCAUCAUCAACGGCUUUGCCUUGCCCCUUAAGGAAGAGCACAAGAUGUUCCUCAUCCGUGUCCUGCUUCCCCUUCACAAGGUCAAGUCCCUGAGUGUCUACCACCCGCAGCUGGCUUACUGUGUGGUACAGUUCCUGGAGAAGGAGAGCAGUCUCACAGAGCCGGUGAUUGUAGGACUCCUCAAGUUCUGGCCCAAAACCCACAGCCCCAAGGAGGUCAUGUUCCUGAAUGAGCUAGAGGAGAUUCUAGAUGUCAUUGAACCUUCAGAGUUCAGCAAAGUGAUGGAACCACUCUUCCGCCAGCUUGCCAAGUGUGUCUCCAGCCCUCAUUUCCAGGUGGCAGAGCGUGCUCUCUAUUACUGGAACAAUGAGUACAUCAUGAGCCUGAUCAGUGACAAUGCUGCCCGAGUCCUCCCCAUCAUGUUCCCUGCACUCUACAGGAACUCCAAGAGCCACUGGAACAAGACAAUCCAUGGACUGAUCUACAAUGCCCUAAAGCUGUUUAUGGAGAUGAAUCAGAAGCUGUUUGAUGACUGCACACAACAGUACAAGGCAGAGAAACAGAAGGGCCGGUUCCGAAUGAAGGAAAGAGAAGAGAUGUGGCAAAAGAUCGAGGAGCUGGCCCGACUCAAUCCCCAGUAUCCCAUGUUCCGAGCUCCUCCACCACUGCCUCCUGUGUACUCGAUGGAGACAGAGACCCCCACGGCAGAGGACAUCCAACUUCUGAAGAGGACGGUGGAGACAGAGGCUGUGCAGAUGCUAAAGGACAUCAAGAAGGAGAAGGUACUGCUUCGGCGGAAGUCCGAGCUGCCCCAGGACGUGUAUACCAUCAAGGCGCUGGAGGCACACAAGCGGGCGGAAGAAUUCCUAACUGCCAGCCAGGAGGCUCUCUGACCCCCUCACCGUCCUACCACAGGGACACAGCCCACUCAGCCCUGGGACGCUGCCCUAGCCCUCCACCCUCUGCUCCCCACUGGCUGACUUGGGGCAAGGCAGUGCCUCUCUAGCUACUCUAGGGAGGGGAUGUGGCACUUGAAGCAGGGGACCCCCCCCCCAGAGUGGUCCCUCUUCUUCCCAAAAUGUGUUCAUGCCUCCCUGUGGCUAGUACAGACAGGCUGAGCACUGAGAUCCUCAGUGCCCAGACAACUUGGGGAUGCCUGUCCCCCUCCUCUCCUAACCCCACAGCUACCUGAGGCUGCUCUGAGAAAUACACACAGGAAUACAUAUGCUCCUCUCCCCUUCCCUUAAUCCUCAUUUCAACUCCAGGUGUCUUUCCUUCUCUCCCUCCCCUGCAGAAGCAUAUAGGGAGCAGCAGGAGAUUAUUCUCACCAAAGUUAUGUCAAGCCCCAUUGGCCCCUGGAGUGAGUAGCUGGAAGGGAGCCAACCCCCAACAGGCACAAUUAGGCCCCCAGCCCCAGCAGUGUGCAGGCUGAUGGGGUUGAAUUAUUUUCUCUUAUCCCCUGCCUGACCAAGACAACAUGGGAGGUCAAAAGGAGAAAAGCAUACGCUAUGGACCAUAGGUGAUGGAAUAUAGGGCCCAGAUGGACCAAGAGAAGGGGGUGAACAAUCACCCUACCCUGUGCCCUCUGUUUGGUGAGCAGCAGCCCUGGGAUCACAGACAUGGAAGGGACCACCCUGGGGCUGACUGCUUUCCUAUGUUGUUGGUUCCCAAAGCUAGGAGGAAGCAGGGAGCAGUGCCCUAAGCAUGGCUCCCCCGACACCUAUUUAUUUCCUUUGUGCUG
Panthera uncia (snow leopard) is the source of this 2564-nucleotide messenger RNA. Its product is annotated as serine/threonine-protein phosphatase 2A 56 kDa regulatory subunit delta isoform. The coding region runs from base 1 to 1716 and encodes 571 amino acids. The record is from RefSeq and is a predicted model, not a curated record. Gene Ontology annotation, cellular component: protein phosphatase type 2A complex; nucleus; cytosol. Lineage: Eukaryota; Metazoa; Chordata; Mammalia; Carnivora; Felidae. Gene Ontology annotation, biological process: protein dephosphorylation; signal transduction. The transcript is spliced from 15 exons. Gene Ontology annotation, molecular function: protein phosphatase activator activity.